Coregonus clupeaformis (lake whitefish) is the source of this 1537-nucleotide messenger RNA. RefSeq names its product actin-like protein 6A. Gene Ontology annotation, cellular component: SWI/SNF complex; NuA4 histone acetyltransferase complex. Gene Ontology annotation, biological process: nervous system development; regulation of transcription by RNA polymerase II. Lineage: Eukaryota; Metazoa; Chordata; Actinopteri; Salmoniformes; Salmonidae. Gene Ontology annotation, molecular function: chromatin binding. The record is from RefSeq and is a predicted model, not a curated record. The transcript is spliced from 14 exons. Bases 157 to 1446 code for a protein of 429 amino acids.
UUGGAUAGCCUGGUAACGGCUGUAUGGCGCGUGUUAGGUUGAUUCACGUUUAUGAAUUUCUUUUGUUGUGAUAAAACGUUUAGCUAGCUGCCGGUACAUUUUCUUUAAUCGUAUAAUACACAAAGUUAUAUUUGUCUGUUUUUAUCAUUUGAGAGGAUGAGUGGCGGAGUGUAUGGAGGCGAUGAGGUUGGCGCACUGGUGUUUGACAUAGGCUCAUACACAGUGAGAGCUGGCUAUGCUGGAGAAGAUUGUCCCAAGGCUGACUUCCCCACAGUGAUCGGCGUGACCCUGGACAGAGAGGAUGGCAGCACUCCGAUGGAGACGGAUGGCGGGGACAAGGGCAAGCAGGGCACCAACUACUUCAUCGACACCAACCAGCUGAGGGUGGCCCGCGAGAACAUGGAGGUCAUGUCACCGCUCAAAAACGGCAUGAUUGAGGACUGGGACAGCUUCCAGGCCAUCCUAGACCACACCUACAAGAUGCACUUCAAGUCAGAGCCCAGCAUGCAUCCUGUACUCAUGUCAGAAGCCUCUUGGAACACACGAGCCAAACGGGAGAAGCUAACCGAGCUGAUGUUUGAGCAUUACAACAUUCCCGCCUUCUUCCUGUGUAAAACGGCAGUGCUGUCCUCCUUUGCCAAUGGACGAUCCACAGGGUUGGUGCUAGACAGCGGAGCCACACACACAACAGCCAUUCCAGUGCAUGACGGUUACGUGCUUCAGCAAGGCAUCGUCAAGUCUCCCCUUGCUGGGGAUUUUAUGAGCAUGCAAUGUAGAGAGCUAUUUCAAGAGUUAAAUGUUGAAAUAGUCCCUCCUUACAUGAUUGCCUCAAAGGAUGCAGUACGUGAAGGAGCCCCAGCAAGCUGGAAGAAGAAGGAGAAACUACCUCAAGUCACCCGGUCCUGGCACAACUACAUGUGUAAUACUGUGAUCCAGGAUUUCCAGGCCUCCGUGCUGCAGGUUUCAGACUCGCCGUACGAUGAACAAGUUGCAGCCCAGAUGCCCACAGUUCACUACGAGCUACCCAAUGGAUACAACUGUGACUUUGGGGCAGAGAGGCUGAAGAUUCCAGAGGGCCUUUUCGACCCCUCCAAUGCCAAGGGUCUGUCUGGCAACACCAUGUUGGGAGUCGGGCACGUGGUGACCACCAGUGUGGGAAUGUGUGACAUCGAUAUUCGGCCGGGUCUUUACGGUAGUGUGGUGGUCACCGGCGGCAACACACUCAUCUCGGGAUUCACGGACCGACUCACCAGAGAACUCUCUCAGAAGACCCCUCCUAGCAUGAGGCUGAAGUUGAUAGCCAACAACACAACGGUGGAGCGCAGGUUCAGUGCCUGGAUAGGAGGCUCCAUCCUGGCAUCACUAGGAACUUUCCAGCAAAUGUGGAUCUCGAAACAAGAGUACGAGGAGGGCGGGAAGCAGUGUGUGGACAGAAAGUGCCCUUGAUCGACCGCCAACAACGUUCUGCUGCUUCCAGAACUCCCAACGUGUCUAGUUUAACCUUUUAUUGUGGACUCAGGAACUCCCAAGGACGGUC